UUCCGGUGAAGGCGGAGGAUCCUUCCUGCGUGGAGGCAGCAGAUCCCAGAGGUUCCUCUGACCCGGUGCUAGCUCCAUCCUUGGCGCGGUAACCAUGGCAACAGGCUACGAGGGGAGCGCGUCCGGGACCCCCGCCCGGGUAGCUGCGGGGGAGGAAGGCGAGCGGGUCAAACCUUUCACGCCAGAGAAAGCGAAAGAAAUUAUAAUGUCUCUGCAGCAGCCUGCCAUCUUUUGUAACAUGGCGCUUGAUUGGCCAGCACAACACUGGACUGCAAAACACCUUUCCGAGGUCCUGGAGGCCAAGCAGAUCCGGUUCAGAAUGGGCCUAAGAAGCACAAAGGAUACAGUUCCUCAGUUUGAAACUGCUUGUAGUUACGUGGACGCUACCCUUGAGGAGUUUCUGACCUGGAGCUGUGACCAGUCUGGUGUCCCUGGACCAUUUAAAGAUUAUGACCGUACCAAAUUCUGGGCUUAUGCUGACUAUAAGUAUUUUGUCAAUCUGUUUGGAGACAAGACAGAUGUUUUCCAGGAGGUGAUGUGGUCUGACUUUGGGUUUCCUGGAAGAAAUGGACAGGAGAGUACACUGUGGGUUGGCUCCCUAGGAGCCCAUACUCCCUGCCAUCUGGACUCCUAUGGCUGCAAUUUAGUAUUCCAGGUACAAGGAAGGAAAAGAUGGCAUCUCUUUCCUCCUGAAGAUACGCCUUUCCUUUAUCCAACCAGAAUCCCUUACGAAGAGUCCAGUGUGUUCAGUAAAAUCAAUGUUGUCAACCCUGAUUUAAAGCGUUUCCCUCAGUUCCAGAAAGCUCGAAGACAUAUGGUCACGCUGAGCCCAGGACAGGUUCUGUUUGUUCCCAGACACUGGUGGCAUUACGUGGAAUCCAUUGACCCUGUCACCAUCAGUAUAAACUCCUGGAUCGAGCUGGAAGAGGACCACCUAACCCGGGUGGAAGAGGCAGUCACCCGCAUGCUUGUGUGUGCCCUGAAGACGGCAGAGGAUCCACACCACCCAAGAGCCUGGCUGAACCCCACUGAGGUUGAAGAAAUCUCUCAUGAAGUCAACUGCUGCUACUUAAAUGAUGCUGUUCGUGCUUUUCUUGAUCAUCGUGGACAAGCUGAAGAAGCAGAAAUGCAAACACUGAGAGCGAAUGGGGAGACCUGGAGCCAGGACGAGCCACGUGUGCGGGAGCACAUGGACGAGGACCGAGCACACAGCCAGGACCUCGCGGAGAGGACUGGGAAUCGGGAGGUCGCAAGUCUGUUUGGCCCAGAUCUGCUCCCUGUGACACCAGCGUCUGAAGACCCGCCUUGGGAGAGAGGAGGCACGUUGGAGAGUGACAGCAAAGAACGUAUCAACAGAGACAGAGAACGCUUUGCAGAACUGUCCUGUGCCAGGAGGCAACAGACUAGUAACAGGGCAGGUGCGGUGGCGGAGCAGGUCACCUCCAGGUGUCCCGUGGCCCCUUCUCGAACAUUCGUGUCCACAGAUGACUUGCUGGACUGCUUGGUGAAUCCACAAGUCACCAGGAUGGUGGCCCAGCUUUUGAUACAAGGGAAAAGUUUGUGAUUCUAAUAGAUUGCUUUUAAUACAAUUUUAAACAUAUUUUUAGAACUAGUAUGAUAUACUUACUUGUUUGCUUUUUACGUAGUGGUUUUUACUUUUUGAGGCUGUUGUAUGUAUAUAAUAUAUUUUGAUCAUACUCACUCCCCAUUGCCUGCCUCCAGCUUCUUCCAAUCCCCUUCAUCCCCCUCCAAACUUUGUUCUUUUAUUAUUUUCUUGUUCAGCCCUUGAGUCCAAUUACUGCUCCCCAUGUGCACAUGGUGUAGGGCCAUGUAGGGCCGUCCACUGGGCCUUGGCUAGCCUCCCAGGGGCUACACACCUAAAGAAAACUGACUUUCCUUCCUGAAGGAGCAAUCAGCUAUCAGUAGCUCCUUGGCUAGGGGUUGGGGCUCAAGUGCCUGAGUAAUAGUGACUGGCUCGCUCUUGUGCGGGCAGCCACACCACAGCUGCCAAGUCCAUGGUGCAACAGCUCUGCCCUGUCCAGUCAAAGAUACUGUUUUGCCUCACUCCUCCGGGACCCCCGGCUUGUAAAAAUUUUUCCAACCCCUCUUCCUCCCUAUUUCUUUUUUUUUUCUUUUUUUUGGGGGGGG
Messenger RNA from Onychomys torridus (southern grasshopper mouse), 2148 nucleotides. RefSeq names its product HSPB1 associated protein 1 (gene Hspbap1). The coding region runs from base 95 to 1564 and encodes 489 amino acids. The record is from RefSeq and is a predicted model, not a curated record. The transcript is spliced from 8 exons. NCBI's taxonomy places the organism in Eukaryota, Metazoa, Chordata, Mammalia, Rodentia, Cricetidae. Gene Ontology annotation, molecular function: 2-oxoglutarate-dependent dioxygenase activity.